Molecule: messenger RNA, 2022 nt
Organism: Prosopis cineraria
Lineage: Eukaryota; Viridiplantae; Streptophyta; Magnoliopsida; Fabales; Fabaceae
Product: probable aspartyl aminopeptidase
Exons: 10
Coding region: 113-1696 (527 amino acids)
Biological process (GO): proteolysis
Molecular function (GO): zinc ion binding; aminopeptidase activity
Source: RefSeq, a predicted model, not a curated record
GCUACGUACCCGACUCAAGUGCAGUCUGAGGCAAUGUUUGAGGUAUCAGAACGUUGAUAGUCAUUGCCGAAGCAGCUGAACUGAGCUUUCAGAAACCACCGUGAGGAAGGAGAUGGCAGCGAUGGCUUGGCCGCAUAUACUUCACUCUUCUCCGAUGCUUAGACCCUCCUUGCUCCUUCGAAAGCUCUCUCACUCCCUGUACUCGUCCUCUCUAUGUUCAAUCCCUUGCAAAAUCUCCACAACUCGUCGCUUCUGCUCUAACUUCGAUUAUGUUCCCCAGUGUUCGUCGCUGGCGAGUGAACCAGGCGUCUCCAUAGUUGGUGAUCUUCUCGAUUAUUUAAACGAGUCCUGGACACAAUUCCAUGCUACGGCUGAAGCAAAACGAAAAUUAAUUGCUGCUGGUUUUCAUCUGCUAAAUGAGAAUGAAGAAUGGGACCUAAAGCCUGGUGGACGCUACUUUUUUACUCGAAAUAUGUCUUGCAUAGUUGCUUUUGCUGUUGGUGAAAAAUAUAGUGUUGGCAAUGGUUUUCAUGUCAUAGCUGCACACACAGACAGCCCAUGUCUAAAAUUAAAACCCAAAUCAGCAUCAUCCAAAUCAGGCUAUCUGAUGGUUAAUGUGCAGACAUAUGGGGCUGGAUUAUGGCAUACGUGGUUUGAUAGAGAUUUGAGUGUCGCUGGGAGAGUCAUUGUGAGAAGUAGUGGUGACACUUAUUUGCACAAGCUUGUCAAAGUGAAGAGACCUCUUCUACGGAUACCAACACUUGCCAUUCAUCUUGACCGCACAGUGAACCAGGAUGGUUUUAAACCAAAUCUAGAGACUCACUUACUUCCGUUACUUUCAAUGAAACUCGAGGAAAUUUCUGAUUCAAAAGAGAAGACUGCAAUAUCCAAGGUUGCUCAUCAUUCACUGCUUAUGGAGGUUUUGUCAGAUGAGUUGAAUUGUCAGGCUGAUGACAUAGUGAGUGUUGAACUGAAUGUUUGUGACACUCAGCCUAGCUGCGUUGGAGGUGGAAACAAUGAAUUUAUAUUUUCUGGAAGAUUAGAUAAUCUUGCUUCAAGUUAUUGUGCCUUGAGGGCACUUAUUGAUUCAUGUGAAUCUCCGGGCGAUUUAACCAAUGAGCAUGCAAUACGAAUGGUUGCUUUGUUUGACAAUGAGGAGGUGGGUUCAGGUUCUGUUCAAGGAGCUGGUGCACCUACCAUGUUUCAGGCGAUGAGACGCAUUACAAGUGGCUUAACUGAUAGCCAUGUUGGGGAAGGCUCUUUUGAGCGCAGCAUUCGCCAAUCAUUUCUGGUGUCUGCAGACAUGGCCCAUGGGGUUCACCCAAAUUUUACAGAAAAGCAUGAAGAACAUCACCGACCUGAAUUGCAAAAAGGACUUGUUAUUAAGCACAAUGCAAAUCAGCGCUAUGCUACUAGUGGAAUAACAUCUUUUCUUUUUAAAGAAGUUGGAAAAAUCCAUAACCUUCCAACUCAGGAAUUUGUGGUUAGAAAUGACAUGGGAUGUGGAUCGACCAUAGGUCCCAUACUUGCAUCUGGGGUUGGCAUCCGAACUGUUGAUUGUGGAAUUGCUCAACUUUCAAUGCACAGUGUGAGAGAAAUAUGUGGAAAGAAAGAUGUGGACAUAGCUUACCAGCAUUUCAAGGCUUUCUAUAAAACCUUUUCAAGCAUAGACAAGACGAUCAGCGUGGAUUUCUGAGUUGGAUCUCCUUGGUACCAUGACAUUAUCAUGAAAGAGUUCCACUUCACUUCUGACUACCGAGUUCAAAAGGUGCCCUGUCCACGACUCCAUUAACCCAUCUGACCCGGUGGGGAGCUGGUAAUGAAUCAAAACUAAGCAUUUUUUUAGCUCCAUUUUACUUCAGUGUCAGUUCCGGCAAUAAAGCUUUGAUUGGCAUUAUUGAAGCAUUUGUAUUUUAUUUCUUAUCUAUUCUUUUUAUCGGAUGAUGUAGUAGUUCUGCAAAUAAGUUAAACAUCACCUACUCAAAUGGCUUCUGAAAUAUAAUUGGGAUUUAAUUUAGACUU